AUGACAACACCAGCACCCAAAGGAGAUGACCAAAAUGCCGAAAUCACUCAAAUUUGUAUAAAAUCACAAGAAUCAAGCAGCUACAUUACCAAGGAUGAGUGGUUGAUUUCUAUAGAGAAAUAUGAUGAGAACACAACAAAGAAACCGAAAAUACAAAAAGUUCCAUCAAUGCUGCGUGAGCUAAACUCCAACACAAAUAGUUAUGAUCCACUUGUAGUUUCAAUAGGCCCUUAUCAUCAUGGAACGCAGAAGCUCGAAGCAUUCGAGAAGCUAAAAAUUUCAAUCGCGCAGAAAUUCUGUCUUGCCUGUGGUAAUAAAAUAUCCAUCAAAGAUUUAUAUGAAGAGGUGGCAAAGGUGGGUAAAAGUGCCCGCGAAUGCUACGAAGAAGGCUCAACUAAAUGCUUUGACGAUGAAGUGUUCAACAGAAUGAUGUUUCUUGAUGCUUGCUUUGUGCUUCACUUUAUGUUCAUCUUACAAGAAGGAAAUGUUUCCAAUGGGACAGAUAAGGAACAAAAAGAAGUAGAUCCACUACAGGAUGGAAGUUGCUACCUUGCUUUUGUGCAGAGGGACUUGUUUUUGCUAGAGAAUCAAAUUCCUUUACUAGUACUAAACGUUUUGAUGAAAUUCAGGUUCCAAAGUGAAAGCCAGGAGACAGAGUUGAUUCAGAAUUUCCUUGAUCGGAAGGCCACCAUAAUGCCACUUCAGGAAAAUACGUGCACUAAUGUUGUCAAGAAAUUUGUGCAAAAAAUGAUGGGACUCAGUGAUCAAAAAACGAAAUGGAAAUUAGAUUUGAAUACAAGCCCUCCUCACCUUCUACAUCUAGCGCGGGAACAGCUCAUUGGGCCACCUCCUGAAGAAACAAACAUGAAGAAAUCAGUCCAAUGGCAUUCAUAUCCUUGUGAAAUUAGUGCACAUGACCCUUCUGAAUUGCGCAUUGCGUUGUACAUUUGUCUGAUGGAUUCACUCGUUGAUAAUGUUGAGGAUGUUAAACAGCUCCUGGAGAAGGGAAUUUGA
Fraxinus pennsylvanica is the source of this 1014-nucleotide messenger RNA. The record is from the annotation of a GenBank genome assembly. NCBI's taxonomy places the organism in Eukaryota, Viridiplantae, Streptophyta, Magnoliopsida, Lamiales, Oleaceae.